Messenger RNA from Exophiala aquamarina CBS 119918, 810 nucleotides. Its product is annotated as GATA-binding protein, other eukaryote. Lineage: Eukaryota; Fungi; Ascomycota; Eurotiomycetes; Chaetothyriales; Herpotrichiellaceae. Gene Ontology annotation, molecular function: RNA polymerase II cis-regulatory region sequence-specific DNA binding; zinc ion binding; DNA-binding transcription factor activity, RNA polymerase II-specific. The transcript has 2 exons. The record is from RefSeq and is a predicted model, not a curated record. Bases 1 to 810 code for a protein of 269 amino acids. Gene Ontology annotation, biological process: positive regulation of transcription by RNA polymerase II; negative regulation of transcription by RNA polymerase II.
AUGGCCGCCUCUUUACCAGGUGCUGACCACAACCUACCCUUUACACAGCCCGUCUGCCAGAACUGUCAGACUUCGACCACCCCUCUCUGGCGACGCGACGAAGCGGGCUCAGUCCUCUGCAAUGCCUGCGGCCUCUUUCUCAAACUCCACGGCCGACCUCGCCCGAUCAGUCUCAAGACCGAUGUGAUCAAGAGUCGCAACAGAGUCAAGACAGCCAAUCAAGGCCCGAAGAAGAAGUACAAGCAUCCUGACUUGUCCAAGUUCGAUCAGAAUGGCCUCCCAGCCUCCCAGUCUGAGAUGGUGUCUCCACCUAAUGGCAUUAACCCACACCGUCGCGUUUCUCAGAUGGCGGCGUCUGUGACCUCAGAUCGCUCACACUCGCCGGUGUCGCGAACGGGAACACCAGGCGCUCUACACGAUCCUAAUAUCGCCCCGCAACACUUGUUCGACGGUGCAGCUAUCAAUGACCCUCACUUCAAUGGCUCCCCUUCACUCCCAGCCAUGCAUUUCAACCAUCCCUCGCCCGGCGCCAUUUCUUUGGGCGGCGACCGCCAUCUGGAAGCGCCCAUGAGCUACGAACAGCUUGUAGUUGCAAACACCAACCUGCGAACGCGAGUGUCUGAGCUGGAAGUGAUCAACAUGGUCUAUUCCGACAACGAGAACAGUCUGCGUGCUGAGCGCGACCGCGCCGUCAAGGAACGAGACGAGCUAAAACGCAAAUUCGAGGAGCUGGAAAAACGAAUCCAAGAACUUAAUGACCCAGAGCAGCCUACGAAGCGGCAACGACUAUCAAAUGAACCCCAAGAUUAA